Cuscuta campestris is the source of this 963-nucleotide messenger RNA. NCBI's taxonomy places the organism in Eukaryota, Viridiplantae, Streptophyta, Magnoliopsida, Solanales, Convolvulaceae. The record is from the annotation of a GenBank genome assembly.
CGUUCCACGAACUUCCAAUUAUGGUUGGUUAUCAAAAACGGGGAAGAGGUGCCGAUGAAGAAAGUUGGCGACAAGUUGAUCCCCAAGACCGAAGACGAGUUUGAUGCCGAGGACAUCAAAAAGGUCAAGAAUUAUGCAAAGGCAAUAAACAUGCUUUAUUGUGCCAUAAAUCCUGAUGACUACCGCAAGAUCUCCUGCUGCUCAACCGCCAAGGAGAUGUGGGAUAAACUUGAGGUGACGUACGAAGGAACGGAAGCCAAGAUUGACUUCCUCACCCAAGAAUAUGAGAUGUUCAGGAUGAAGGAGCACGAGAAGAUCGACGACAUGUUUGACCGAUUUUCCAAGAUAGUCAACGAUCUUCAUGCAUUGAAGAAGACUUACACCGACAGGGAUCUUGUACGAAAGAUCCUACGGAGCUUGACAUCUGAAUGGCGAUCCAAGGCCGAUGCCAUCUAUGAAUCAAUCGGCAUAUCAAAUGUCACCAUUGACGGUCUAAGAGGUAAUCUAAAAACUUAUGAAUCUACUAUUCUUAACCCGUCUUUGAAUGACCAAAGGAAAGGGAUAACAUUAAAAGCCGUCAAAGAAUCAACAAUGGAUGAAUCAAGCGACGAUGAUGAAGUCAAGCUUGUCAUAAAGAAGUUCUGCAAACUUCUAAAGAAUAAGGAAAAGGUUGAGGAUGGUCUUGUGUGCUAUGGAUGUGGUGAAGCCGGGCACAUCAAGAACAAAUGCCCAAGAAGCAGAAGGAAUGCUCGUCACUUCAAAAAACAAAUUAAGAGCAUACAUCUCUUGGGGUGGCGACUCCGGCGAUGAGUCAAGCGAACAAGAGGAAGACGAAGAAGCAAACCUUUUGUUAGAAUAAUAUACCAACGCUAGAGGGGGGGUGAAUAGCGUUUGAUCGGAGAAAUCGCAGGAAUUAAAAAAUUAAAAGAGAAGUAAAGAGAAGAGUAAAAAGGCACACCGAAU